AUGUCUCCUUUCGGUCACUCCUUCUCCGCUGGCUCCCCCGUCAUGGCUCUUCCUCCUCAGCCCGCCCAUCAAGCGAGCUUUAGCAUGGACCCAUUCUCUCCCCAAGCCACACCCUUUGGCCAGCCCGCCGCCUUCCAACGCUGCCCUGCACCGCCGGCAAUGCCCGCCGGGAGCCUUCGAGUCGCUGGUCGCAAACGUUCGCGCGACGAGGCUGCCCCCAACCUGGUGACCGACGAGCCCGAACACCAUACCGCACCCAAAGAACCCGAAGAAGAGUGGGAGUACGGCCCUGGUAUGGUUCUCAUCAAGAAGGGUAGCUACGUCGCGGAUGCUGGCAGUCAAUCUGGCACCUGGGUCGAAGAGAAGGCUGCGCAAGAUGACGCUCGCAAAACACAAGAGGCCAUCACACGUCUCCACGAGCAGCAGGAACGCCCAUCUCUACGCAGCAACAAAUCCCAACGCCUCACCCAGGCCGUCAUGCCAAAUCUCCAUGCAGCCCAGCCAGCUACGGCAUCCACAUCCACAUCUCUUUCAUCAGAGAGCUCUGCGCAACCAAUCGUCGACCAAUUCACCCUUCACCUCGGCAUUGGCUGGAGACGCAUCAGCGAAGACCAACACAUCCAAGCCGCGGCGCGCGGCUGGGCCCGAUUUAUUGAGAACCACUACCCUGUUUCCAACGCCAUUAUCCGGCUGGAGAGCAAGGGACUACAAUCGUACCUCGUCGAAGCCGCGGAAGGUUUCUUCCUCUUCGCAGAGAACCUCCGUCAAGGCCGCUUUGUUAGCAGAGACGUCGAGGGCGCUAUGCGAAAUCUCCAGUGCUCGCCUCCCACCUUUGAUGGUCAAGAGACAUUGCUUGCGACCGAGUCUCCCGCAGCAGUAGAACCAGCCAACAUGAUGGAGGCUGACAGCAAUAUGGUCAUGUAA
Messenger RNA from Colletotrichum abscissum, 924 nucleotides. RefSeq lists its product as uncharacterized. NCBI's taxonomy places the organism in Eukaryota, Fungi, Ascomycota, Sordariomycetes, Glomerellales, Glomerellaceae. The record is from RefSeq and is a predicted model, not a curated record. Bases 1 to 924 code for a protein of 307 amino acids. The transcript has a single exon.